Molecule: messenger RNA, 1017 nt
Organism: Verticillium alfalfae VaMs.102
Lineage: Eukaryota; Fungi; Ascomycota; Sordariomycetes; Glomerellales; Plectosphaerellaceae
Exons: 2
Coding region: 1-1017 (338 amino acids)
Source: RefSeq, a predicted model, not a curated record
AUGAUGUUGAAGAAUGCCCUUGGGAAUCAGGGGAAAGCCAAUGGUCUGUGUGAUCUUCCCCCAGCCUUCCAGUCUUGGCUGCCGCUGUGCCGAAGCCGAAGCCCACUAAAAUUGAGGUCCUGGCGAUCACUACGAUCGGCCCACCUCAGCCACCGAAAUGCGCCGAGUGUGGGUCCAAACGACCAUCGUAUCCAGGUGCGCCAGGUCGAGGUCGUCCGACUGUGCUUUUCGCCGAUCCUCGUCGUAGUGCCUCGUGAACACGGCGCCAUGGAGGCCGAUACCUGGCCGACAAGCAGUGGCAUCGUGCAGAUGGCCAGCACCACGCUGAUUCACACUGGCGAUGCGACAUGUCUUUCUUUCACCAUCCUCUCUGCCCUGGCCGGCCUCGGCGCCGUCUCGGCGCAGGCCACCAACUGCCCUGCCCCCGGCUCGACCAGCGCUGCCGGCGACUACAGCUGCAACCCGGCUCACGCGUACCCCGAGGGUCAGCAGUGCGUCCUUGUCAACGGAUGCUACUUCCUUCGCAGCAAGGCCGCCUCGUCCGCGGCUCCCCAGCCUACGGGCACCAGCUGCCCUGCGCCUGGCUCGACCAGCGCUGUUGGCGACUACAGCUGCAACCCCGCCCACGCGUAUUCCGAGGGUCUGGAGUGCGUUCUUGUCAACGGCUGCUACUUCCUCCGUCCACAGUGCAGCUCGUCCGCGGCCCCCAAGCCCACCGGCACCAGCUGCCCUGCGCCUGGCUCGACCAGCGCUGCCGGCGAUUACAGCUGCAACCCCGCCCACAAGUACCCCGAGGGCCAGCAGUGCGUUCUUGUCAACGGCUGCUACUUCCUCCGCGGCACUGGUGUCCAGACCGGCCACCCCAACACCACCAUCCCCGCCACCAUCCCCGCCACCGGCACCAAGCCUGCCGUCCUGCCCACCGACCACGUCACCGCCGGUGCCGGCGCUCUCUCGGCUUCGCGCCUCUCUGCGGUCGCCGGCCUGGUGGCUGCCGGCUUCUACAUGCUGCUCUAA